This is a messenger RNA of Anarrhichthys ocellatus (wolf-eel), 3929 nucleotides long. Its product is annotated as ribosomal protein S6 kinase alpha-3-like. The record is from RefSeq and is a predicted model, not a curated record. The transcript has 8 exons. Gene Ontology annotation, molecular function: ATP binding; protein kinase activity. Gene Ontology annotation, biological process: protein phosphorylation. The coding region runs from base 369 to 1256 and encodes 295 amino acids. Lineage: Eukaryota; Metazoa; Chordata; Actinopteri; Perciformes; Anarhichadidae.
GAGAGAAUGCAGCUUUAAGGCUUCCCCCCCUUUAGAACCGGAGCUUGUCUCCCGGAUAAAAGGCUUCCAGGACGAGGGAGGACUCAGUGGAGAAGCAUUAGGAGAUCUGAGGCUGAUAAAAGCCUCCAGAUGUCAGUGGAUCAGAGAGAUCGAUCGGUCUUCGGUCGGUCAACUGAGCGAUGGUGUCUGAAGUUUCAAUCCCCUGAAUCAAUGAGUAUUCUUAGUAACGUCUGCUUCGACGUUUGUGUCUCCGCAUGUAGCAGCUCCACAGGAGCACGUCUCAGUUCUCGGAGGCCUACGAGAUCAAAGAGGACAUCGGCGUCGGCUCGUACUCCAUCUGUAAGCGCGGCAUACACAAAGGGACCGGCAUGGAGUACGCGGUCAAGAUCAUCAACAAGUCCAAGAAAGACCCGACGGAGGAGGUGGAGAUCCUGCUGAGAUACGGACAACAUCCCAACAUCAUCACCCUGAAGGACGUGUACGACGACGGCCGCUCGGUGUUCCUGGUGACGGAGCUGAUGAAAGGAGGCGAGCUGCUCGACAAAAUCCUGCGACAGAAGUUCUUCUCGGAGCGAGAAGCCAGCGCCGUCCUCUACACCAUCACCAAGACGGUGGAGUACCUGCACGUACAGGGGGUGGUGCACAGAGACCUGAAGCCCAGUAACAUCCUCUACGUGGACGAAAGCGGGAACGCCGAGUCCAUCCGGAUCUGCGACUUUGGUUUCGCCAAACAGCUGAGAGCGGAGAACGGUCUGCUCAUGACGCCGUGUUACACCGCCAACUUUGUGGCGCCCGAGGUGCUGAAGAAGCAGGGCUACGACGCCGCCUGUGACAUCUGGAGUCUGGGAGUCUUGCUCUACACGAUGCUGACGGGGUUCACUCCCUUCGCUAACGGACCGGAGGACACGCCGGAGGAGAUCUUGGCUCGUAUCGGCAGCGGGAAGUUCUCUCUAACUGGAGGAUACUGGAACUCUGUCUCUGCAGAGGCCAAGGACCUGGUGUCCAAGAUGCUCCACGUGGACCCCCACCGGAGGCUGACGGCGGGUCAGGUCCUCCGACACCCGUGGGUGACGCACCGAGACCAGCUGCCCAAAUACACCCUCAACAGACAGGACGCCCCACACCUGGUCAAGGGAGCGAUGGCCGCCACCUACUCGGCCCUCAGCAGGAACGUCCCUCCGGUCCUGGAGCCGGUGGGCUGCUCCACUCUGGCCCAGCGGAGGGGUCUGAAGAAGAUCACCUCCACCGCUCUGUGACCUCCUCCUCCUCCUCCUCCUCCUCCUCCUCCUCCUCUCUCUGGGACAGACUACUGAUGGAACCGCUAACGCCAAAUAGGAACGCAGAGAUUGCCCCCCUUGCCCGCUGCCCCCCCGCACCUCAACGGACGCUUCUGAUUGGCCGGUUAUUUCUCCCAGCAUCACUGAUCCACAGCCUGCGCUGUACUCUUAAACCUGUUCCUGUCUUCGCUUCGGACAAUCAGCGCCGGCCUCGUAGACCUCAUAGACCGAGCGGCCGUCAGGAGAAUAAAAGUACUGUAUUUAUUCACUUCAGAACAUAGGAACACGGUAAUCUACUGUAUGCAUUUAAAGAGCUAGGACCCUUCUUAUUAUACUGUACACCCUGUAUUUAAACCUCAAGUAGCCUCUGAGAUCACGGUUCUACGGAGAAGCCCUCAAAAUGUUGCUCUGCAGAGACGUCAGGCUGAUAACAAGCUUUUAGUCUCAUUGUUAUGUUUUUGGGAUAAAAGAAAAAGUCUCAGGAGCUUCGUUUUGUUUUGAAAAUUCAUUUUGUGCAGACUUCCUGUAAUCCAGGUGUAACUAUUCAGGUGCAAAAAACACAAAGAACAAAAAUCUGAAUGUUUCGUCUCUUAAGUCUUAGAAGUCUGUCACAGAGAUGAAUAAACGGAGCAAAGACUGAAACUCUUAUUGGGAUUUAAUGAGAAGAAGACGUUUCUUUCAGCAACCUUCGGCUGCACCGCUUCUUCCUCGUGGUCUUUGGAUACUUUUACCUGAAGUGAAACUAAUUCACUUAUUCGUUUCUCGCCCGUUGACUCGUCGAAACGUUUCAGGAACCUGAGCUCAAAUAUGAACAAAAGCUCAACCGAUUCUGAUUUAUUCUGUUUUUUCUUUUACUUUUAAAGCUGCACACGGCGUAGAAAUCUUUGUUCCGCUUAUUUUACUUUCUAAUCUGACGCUCGCAGUACUGUACGCGUACUGAAGUACAUUUAUGCAAGAAAAAACAUAGAGGUGGACAAAGUACUCUUUUACUACAAAGUAAAAGUAGCAGUAAAAUGAAUGAGUACACUAAAUAAUAAUAAGUACUCAUUAUGCAGAAUGUACCUGAUUAUAAAUGCAUAUUAUUUAAGUAUAUAAUAAUACAUCAUAAUUCACUUUUUAUAUUUUCUAUGAAUUGUCUGAAGCAUCUAAAGCUUUCUGAUAAAUGCAGUAAAAUGUGGUAUAAAGAAGUAGAACUACUCGAGUAAAGUACGAGUACGUCAAAGUGUACUUGGCUCCGUUCCACCUCUGAGGAUCUAAAGACGAUGAAACAAUAAGUAGUGUUUUAUGAGCCUUGUGCAGCUUUAAUACGCGUCAGUAAGUGUAAAUGAAACGUCUAUGAAAGCGGCUUUAACUCGAGGAGACGGAGACAUUUUGCACAACGAGCACACGAGGAAACGUCUCUUUAAGGGAUCCCGUCAUGUUCCCCGCUGAGCUUCUCUGCUUCCACAAACAAACCGUCUCUGAAUGCAGCUGAACUGUAAAUAUAUAUAUUCAUGUACGAGCAACUCAGGUUUCUAUGAAUCAAGACAAUGCAUUUUUAUAUAUAUAUAUAUAUAUAUAUAUAUAAAUGUAUAUGUGUGUGUGUGUGUGUGUGUGUGUGUGUGUGUGUGCGAGUGUGUGUGUAUCCAGGAGGAGAGAGGUGUACAUAGGAUAAAAGAUGAGCACACAGGUGUGAGGAAGGUGAGCAGCACACAGGUGUGAGGAAGGUGAGCAGCACACAGGUGUGAGGAAGGUGAGCAGCACACGAGGAGGCGUUCGUCAGACGUGCAGAAGAGUUACGCUUCAAACACGUCGAUCCGUUUCCUCUCUUUGUCACAAACGACUCGUUUCAUUUGGCGUUUUGGAGUCAAACUCUUCCUGAUCCUCUGUGAGCAAAACCCUUUAAACUCAAAGUGUAGCAGAGAAAACACACAUUUAACAAACACCACGGCUGUAGUCAGGCUUCAACACUGCUGUUGAGUGUUACUCAAGAAUUAAAGGGUCAGUUCACCAACAUGUGUCCUCUUAACAGGAAACUCCUCUGAUUCAUUCAUGCGAGUUUGGGUUAAAGUCGGCGGAGGCAUUCUGACCUUUAGAUACUACAUCCCCCAUAAUGCAACGGCGUCUUUCAUUCAACUAAUAAAACUCCUCCUUAAUUAUUAUUCUAAAUGUUCCCAACAACUGAAGCCAAUGAAAUACCUGCGUAGUGAAGCUUAGUUUUGGGUGAACUGGCCCUUUAAUUCCACAACGUCCGUGUUGUUUAAAUGAAGCUUUGUGUGUUUCGGCUCCUCUCUCCUGGUUCAUCCUGAGCUGAAGACAAUCAGAGAAACUAAAACCUGUGAUUAUUACCAACGUCCUCCUGUCGUCUGAACGUCCGUCAACCAAAAGGGAAACGAGUUUCACUGCUCUGAGAUUUUAUUUGUUUUUAUAUAAUAUGAAAUAUAUCUAUCAAUGUUCUCCUCGUCUGUCGAUGUACAGCUCUGGGAUAAAGGAAUGUAAAAGGAUUUUUGUUUUUCUGUAAUUAUGAACUGGGGAAUAGCUUUCUUCUUCUUCUUCUUCUUCUCUUCUCUGACCCUGUCAGCGUUCAGCCUGCUGCUACACCAGCUCUCUGUUUUUGUACCUGCAGUGAGAGUUGGACUUUCUAUUAAAAACAAUAAAACGAUAAUCAGCUGA